UCUCUCUCUCUCUCUGUCUCCCAAGAUUCAAUUCGAUUUCUGAGCUCUCUUUACGGUCCCACACACCUUUUCAACAUUUUCCUUUUUGUAUUUUCUCGAGAAAAAUUUCUCUCUCCUCCCAAAACCCCUACUACCACCCUCCGCUCCUCUCUCUCUCACAACGGCUUUAAUUUGAAUUGAAAUUCUCUCAUAGACGCGCACUUCUCUCUCUCCUUUUCUACCUUGUAUUAAUUACAUUACACAGUACAGUACCUCACCACCACACCACUGCACAUUUCUUCAAUACAUCUCUCUCCCUCUAUCUUAGGGUUUUCGUUCUCGCUUCGCGUUUCGCAAUGUCCUUUUGAGUUUUUCGGGUUCUGGACUCUGGAGUUCCUGUCCACUUCAUACCUUGUCGAAAGAAGGCAGGAAAUUAAAGUGCAAAACUAAAUUUGUUGAUUUUGCUUCUAGAGUUAGCCACUGUAAUACCUGGAUGGCAUCUGGAAAUCCAUUUUUUGAUGAAAUGCGGAGCAAACCUGAGGUCAUUGAUCCUCCUCAAAGUGAAGACAUGUUGGAUGUUGGUGAACAUGUGAAUGACCCAGCUGCUAUUUCUCUAAAACCUAAUUUAACUGUUUCUAGCAGUGUUCGUGAGCUAUUAGAGUGUCCUGUGUGCUUAAAUGCCAUGUACCCUCCUAUCCAUCAGUGUUCAAAUGGUCACACGUUGUGCUCUGGUUGCAAGCCCAGAGUGCACAACCGGUGCCCCACAUGCAGACAUGAACUUGGCAAUAUUAGAUGUCUUGCAUUGGAGAAGGUGGCUGCAUCUCUGGAACUUCCUUGUAAAUAUCAGAGUUUUGGGUGCUUGGGCAUAUACCCUUAUUACAGCAAACUUAAACAUGAAUCUCAAUGUGUCUAUAGACCCUAUAACUGUCCCUAUGCUGGAUCAGAAUGCACAGUCAUUGGUGAUAUACCCUAUCUGGUGGCCCACCUGAAAGAUGAUCACAAAGUUGACAUGCACAAUGGCAGCACCUUCAACCAUCGCUAUGUCAAAUCAAAUCCACAAGAGGUUGAAAAUGCCACAUGGAUGCUGACGGUCUUCAGUUGCUUUGGCCAAUACUUUUGUCUGCAUUUUGAAGCUUUCCAGCUCGGGAUGGCUCCUGUCUACAUAGCAUUCUUGCGAUUUAUGGGCGAUGAUAAUGAGGCAAAGAACUACAGUUACAGCCUAGAGGUUGGUGGAAAUGGGAGGAAGAUGACUUGGCAGGGGGUACCUAGAAGCGUUAGGGAUAGCCAUAGGAAGGUGCGUGACAGUUUUGACGGUCUCAUCAUCCAACGCAACAUGGCUCUGUUCUUCUCUGGGGGAGACCGGAAGGAAUUGAAGCUUAGAGUGACAGGUAGGAUUUGGAAAGAGCAGUGAUAAAGAAUUUCUGCAUUUAUCUUCUUUCCCGUUCUAUUCAACCUUAUAGUAAGUAGUUCUGUCCUUUUGAGUUUUUGAGUCUUCUGUUCAUGUAUUUUUUGGAAUGUAGGACGCAAACUCUCUUUGCUUGUCCAUGCAUUGAAUGUACAUGAGCAGGAAGGCAUACCUGUUAUCUGUAAUUACGAUGAUUAUCUAUUUGUAGAUGAAUUAGUCUGCUGCUGGUAGUUUCUUCUU
Molecule: messenger RNA, 1624 nt
Organism: Quercus lobata
Lineage: Eukaryota; Viridiplantae; Streptophyta; Magnoliopsida; Fagales; Fagaceae
Product: E3 ubiquitin-protein ligase DIS1
Exons: 5
Coding region: 473-1390 (305 amino acids)
Biological process (GO): multicellular organism development; ubiquitin-dependent protein catabolic process
Cellular component (GO): cytoplasm
Molecular function (GO): zinc ion binding; ubiquitin protein ligase activity; protein binding
Source: RefSeq, a predicted model, not a curated record